AUAUCCUUCCUAGUUUCGAUUUCCUCCACAUAGACGUUGCACAUGAUAUUUUGUUAGAAAUUUUGAUUUUUCUUACGAUUGUGUAAGUUUCUCUCUUGUAUCAUAAGGAAAAUCGCAUGCCAUUUAACAACACAAUUUAGUAUCAUAAAAGAAAAUGCUAAAAAUAAAAAAUAUGUCUGUUGAAAGACGAUAGUGAUAGUACAUUAUGAUUAGCUUAGUUGUAGAAGAAUUUAUUUAAUUUAUUUGUAGUGGCUUAAAAUUUAAAAAAGUAGUGGUAGGCUAGGUAGGCGCACUGGUAAGUAGGUAUUACUGUUAGGGGCCAUCCAUUAUUGUCGUCACGCAAAUUUCCCCCCCCCCCCCCCCUCUCCCAAAAAUUUGGUUAAGUUCCUUUAAAAAAGUAGUGGUAGGCUAGGUAGGCGCACUGGUAAGUAGGUAUUACUGUUAGGGGCCAUCCAUUAUUGUCGUCACGCAAAUUUCCCCCCCCCCCACAUUCUCACAAAGAUUGGUUAAAGUUCAGUUCAGGUGCGUAUAUUAAUUCUUAGGGCUUUGGUAUUUUCGGAUGUAAACUUAGACUAAGGACAACUUACGUGUAUUCUUUAACUUUAUUAAUUAAAUCCCAGGCAGUAAUAGCUAACUAAUACUGAUUUAGACAGCGCUUUUUUUUUAUUUGAUUUCUAAAGCGUCUUUGAACAUCCCCCAACCAAAGUUAUGUAGCCCCAUUUGUUUUGUAUUUUUAUUUUCACCCUAUUUCCAGAUUUUAAUCACCCAUGAUAGAAUGCCUAACGAAAUUUUCAAACUGUAGACAUGUUCAUCAUCAUCAUCAUGUCCCUUAGUCCUUGGACCGUUGGGGCGCCACAGAUGACUUGUGAACUAUCCUCCUCCAUUCGUCUCUGUCUUCUGCACUACGCACAGCAUCGCCCAGUGUUAGUCCUGUCCACUCUUUGAUGUUAUCCGCCCAUCUUUUUCUUCCUUUUCUUCUCCCUCCUCUUAUGGUGCCCUGCAAUAUUUCUUUUGCAAGCCCUUGUUUCCUUGUUACGUGGCCGUACGAUUGUAAUUUGCGUUUUUUCACACUGGAUUCACAGUCAUCAGUAGGUCAUCAUACUCUCCAAUUGCCUGGCGAACCCUUUCUUUCUCUGUAUCAUUUGAGAUAUGGUCUCUAUAGCAGAUGCCAAAAAUGCUUCUGAAGCAUCUCAUCUCCAUCACCUUUAUUUUCCUUUCAAGAUCGGCUGUUAAUGUCCAGGAUUCACAGGCAUAUAGGAAAAUGGAGAGAACUAAUGUGCGCAUCAGCCUGAUUUUGGUGCUGGGGGCUAUAUUUUUGUAAUUCCAUAUUUUCUUGAGGCUCUUUAGUGCUGUUGAAGUCUGCGCAAUCCUGGACAUCAGUUCGGGCUUGGAGCCUUCUUCUGAGACUAUUGCUCCUAGGUAUUUGAAGCGGCCUACAGUCUCUAGUCUUUCCUUCCCAACCUUAAUUUCAGUGGUGAUUCCUGUGGUGUUAUUUGUCAUCAGUUUUGUCUUUUCAGCACUGAUUAGCAUGCCGUAGGACGACAAGGUCUUAUCGAGAUGCUUUACCAGGUUGGCUAGCUCUUCUUCGUUACCAGCCAGUCCGUCUAUGUUGUCCGCAAAGCGUAGGUUGGUGAUUGUUCUACCACCAAUGCUGACUAUACCUUCAUGCACUUCCAGAGCAUCUGACAUAAUUCUCUCUAGGAAGAUGUUGAACAGGGUGGGGGAGAGCAGGCAGCCUUGCCGUACUCCAACCGUGGUCUUGAACCAUUCUCCGAUGUUGUUGUUGAGGAAGACUGCACUGGUGGCCUUAUCAUAGAGGUUGCAUAUCAUUCUGGUGAGGUUUGUUUUGAUGUUUUAGUGCCUCGUGGUGGCCCAUAAAGAAGCAUGCCAAACCCCGUUGAAUGCUUUCUUGAAGUCCAGAAAGACGUGGUAUAGGUUUUGUUGGUGUUGAGCAUAUUUCUCACACAGUAUUCGGACGUUUAGAAUCUGCUCUUUAGUGGCCCGUCCUUGUCUGAAGCCCGCCUGUUCUUCAGCAAUGAUUCUGUCGGUAUAUGGUUUUAGUCGGUUCAAUAUGACCUUGCUUGAAUGGCUUAUUAGGCUAAUGGUGCGAUAGUUUUGCCAUAGCUGUAGGUUACCUUUUUGAGGAGGGUGAUGAUGAGCGAUUGGGUACAUGGUUUGGGCCAUUCUCCUGUAAGCCUUAUUUGGUUACAAAUAUUGAAUAGGGCAGUUAUCACAAAAAGAAUAAAAUACUGGGAAAAAAUGGGGUGGGGUGGUGAACUUAAUGAGAUGUUCCGUUUUGGGAUAGGGGCCAAAAAUGUGUGUUUUUAUUUCUCAUAUGAGAUAUGCAUAAUUAUAAUUCCAAACAAAGAAGGCUCCUGCAUGGGUAAAUGGAUCUAGAUCAAACUUAGUAGACAUACACUUGAUUAUCAUACGCCAUACCUGCUAUCGAUACUGAAUGGUAAUGAAUUCAUAAUUUUAAUUUUCCCUAAAAACUAGUGUAGCUCAAGAUGGCAUUCAGAAAUUUAAUUUUUUUUAACCCUUUUGCUAACAUCUAAAUUAAGGGGCCUGUAAAAAACACAUGAAUAAUUUUUUUUUUUAUUUUCUCCUCCAAAAAAAAUUCAUAAAAUACAAUCUGAAAGUUAUCCUGAUCCCCAGUGGGCUCCCUUCCAAGUUUUAAUCCCAUUCCCCAGUAUGGGAUCCCAUUCCCGAAGGGAUCCCAAUCUCAGUAAGAUCCAGAUACAAUAGGAUCCCAUUUUCGGGUGGGAUCCCGAUCUCAGUAAGAUCCAGAUACAAUAGGAUUCCGUUUCCCGAUGGGGUCCCGUUCUUGGUGGGAUCCCAGCCCCAUUAGGAUCCCGAGCAAUGUUUCUGUGCCGUAGAUGAUGUCAGGUUUUAAGCCGUUGAUCGAGUUUGCUAUCUCUACUCUCUUCCCACUUGCAGACUGAAAGUUCACAUUCAAUAUGCGCAAUGGUCUGUGUUUCUAUUUGUCUUGCUGACUGCAGCGCUUAGGAGUUUAACAGUGUUGUGGCUGAAAACUUUGAAGGUCUUUUGGUGUGGUGCAUGAGGGAUUCAGCGAGAAAUCUGGGAAGUCUGCCCGUGUACCAUGGAGGUCAAUUUGCUGCAUUGCUGGUAAUCGGAUCACUUUGUUCAAAAUGGCAGGACGAUCAGAUUAACAAGAAUUCAAAUUGUUGAUCGAACUGAAAAUUGAAAUGAUGCAGCACUACGGACUGAGAUUUGGUUUUUAUACGCACUUUGUGGGGCACCAAAUACCGUCAAUACAACUAUGGAAUUUCUUGCAAGGCUCUCCCCUUUGAAGAACAAAAUGGAAUGCAACAAUUGCCAUGUGGCUUGUAUACUGGCUACGUAUGUCAAGUAUGAGAGUUCCUUAAUAAUUGUUGCGCACUAGGGCGUCCCAAAAAAAUGAAGUUUUGAAAUGUUGAUGUCUCACCCCACAGAAUAUGUCUGUAUGGUAACAGUAGUUAACCUGCAAAAUUUCAGCUCAUUUGGACAAUGUUUAGAGGUCCCCAAGAGGUUUAAAGUUCCAGAUUUUGGUGUAAAAUCAUGCGCGGUCAAAUCUAAUACAGCGUUAAUGUUGCAUUAUAUUAUAUGCAAAACUGAUAUAUUAAGUAACAAAUUGAUGCUUAGUAUUGUUUAUAAUAUUAAAUGAAACAAAAUAUAUAAAUCUUGAAUGGUUUAUAUUUUUAAAUUUGAAAUUUAAGUAAAAAAUUAUGAAAAACAAAGUUUUAUUCAUUUUGUCAAGUUAAUUCUUGAAAGAAUGUCAAUCUGCUUGAAAAAUAAUAAUAAGCAAUGCAAUUAAGCAUUCCUAAUAUUUAUCUUGUACUUUGUACUGUAGGUUAGACAAAAAUUUUAAAAAGUUCUUCAAAUUUAAAUUUUAGCCAGCUGUUCACGAUUACACUCUGCAAAAUUUUUCCGAUGUUUGUCAACCACUUGGAGCAAAAAUUGUUUUUGUUCUUCGUCCUUGGUGAUACUGUCAUUGAAAUUUUGUAUCAAUGCUACACCUCGCUCUGCAGAGUCAUUGAUACAAGCCAGAUUCUUUACAAAAUCUGCUGCAACUUUAAAAGAUGGUGUAUCUGACCAUGCUUCAACAGGAACAUCUAGAAAACUGGCAUCAAUGUUGGAUGUUUCAAAAAAUGUGGUAGAAGCACGCAAAUCAACAACACUUUUUGGUAGUGUUUUUAUGAGAUGCAGUCCACGUUCUGAUUGCAUUGUCCGAACAAGGCCAGUUUUUUCUUUGUCCGACAAAAGGGUUGAAAAUAACACAAGCGUCCACAGUUCCGGACUCAAGUACCACGAGUGACGCACCAUCAUUUUCAAUCCAGUCGAUCGAAGAACAGCAUCAUCAUAUUCGUAUAAACGCUGUAUCAACAAGAUAUCAUUCACAGGUGCAUCUGCGGUGAGCCUGCAUGAAAACCAUGAUUGAAGAUAAACACAUAUGGUAAACCGAUUAAAGCGCUGAAUACCUUGUAAUUCUCGAGCUGUUAACUGAAAGAUGGUUUCGUUGCCUGCAAACAAUAGUUCGAUUUUCAAUGCAUAGAUUGCUUUCGCCAUCCACCUUGCCCUAUGUAGGGCACCAGGUCUGCGAAUGCUGACAUCAACCUCCAACCCAACCAUUUGUGCAGCAAGCAGAAGAAAUUCCAAAUAAUCAUCACGUGAAUGACUGACCUCAAGUUGACAUUUGAUAAAUUCUUUAAUCGAAUCGGACACGAUUAUCAAAGGGGUUCGGGUGUGUGGUUUAAUUCUGGCCAUUUUUCUCGAAACCUCUUAAAAAACAAAAUCUCUGGUCCAGUGGAUGGUCCAAGACAAACAUUGAAUGCAUCGGAAAGGAGUACUUCCAACAUGUGAUGACGGCAUGCCAUCCAUAAUAGAUUACGUCCCAGGGCUACUUCUAACAGAGUGCAAGCUCCAUUGAGUCUUCCAGUAUUGGAAGCCGUAGUGUCGAAGCACAUGCCGAUGACCAUAGAUUCGCACUUCCACGAUUUGAUAUGUUCAUAUACUGCAUCAGCAGCUGCCCGUCCUGACCCGGAUGCUAACUUGGGAACACCAAGAAGCUUUGUAGUGCCAUCGACAAGUGAUGAGAGCAGGACAGGUAAUCGAUCGACGUUGUUGGUAACCUCUCCGGUAACAUCGGGCAAUAGCUUACCAUCCCAAUGAACAAUUGAUUUUGAGGGAAUAUAGUCUUCUUUUAUACGUGCUGCAGCUUGUUGACGACGAAGCUUGCGAUGACAAUGCAUUGUGCUCUUGGAAAAUACUGCUUAGUUUAAAACAAUCAAAUCUUCAAAAAAUAUGCACAAGUUUUGCACAUUAGGUAUUUUAUAUGUUUUCUCGCAUUUAUUACAUUUUCUAAUUAAGAAUCACACAAUUUCAACUCUAGUUAAUGGUAGCAAUGAGGUAAAUAUAAGUAUAUUUAAACUUCAUUUUAUUCAUAUAUGCAUGCAAAAACUGCAAGUUAUUUGAGCCACGAUUCGUCUGGAUUUUUAUGUUGGCCUAAUACUGGAAUUUUAAAAGCUCUUGGGGGACCUCUAAAUGUUGUUCAAAUGAGCUACAACUUCACCAAUUCACUCAUUGUACCCAAGAGACACAUUUCAGGGGGUGAGACACCAAAGAUUUUUUAAAAAAAAUUUUCCAAGCAUUUCUGGGACGCCCUAUUGGGCACUGAAUAUUAUGUUUGAUUAUGCCCGGUGUGUUUUUAAGAGAUUAAUUAGUUAGUGAAUGCUCUUCCCGAGAUAACUUGGUGAUGUAUAUUUAUGCAUACUUAUUAUGACAUAUUGUCUGUUUUGUGACGUAGGUGUGAUUAGUUAGCAAUCAUGAACUUGAUAUUUUAAAACUGUUUCCCAUUAAUUAACUGAUAAGUGUUCCACAGAUUUUUGAAGAUGAACAAUAAUGGUCAUCUUUGUUAUAUAUUGUCAUAUUAAGUUAUUAAUGAUGAGCGCCAUAUCUGACAACCAAAUUUGUGUGUGUGAGGGGAGAUAACUGGCGAAAAACUCAAUUUUCAUAAUUUCUGAGCUGCCUAACUUUUUUCAGCUAUUGCUAUUAUUAAUGAAUAAAGUUAUUCCCCAUUGUGAAAAAAUAAAGCCCUAGCUCUGUAUAGCGCCAUGUUUUGCGAGUUUUCAAAUCUAUUAAUUAAGUACAAACCGAUCCAUAAAAAUAAAUCCAAUGCGACUUGUGUCACAUUGGGAAAUGGCGUUGGUGACCUGCCGAGCGCGAGCUCUUAAUGCCCCCCCCCCCCCCCCCGGCCCCCCCCCCACUGGCCAGGUGAUGGGUUUCCCUGCCGCCAGACCGUGCAGCGGCACGUCAGGAACCUCCCCCCGGCCUGGGGGACAUUGCGAUUUACAAAAUACACAAUGCUGCAAAAAUGAUAUCGCUGUGUUUGGAAUGUCUUUACUAGAUGGAUCUGAUUUAAUCCUAUAUAUAUAUGCCGGUAGCUUUCCUAGUCGAGGGAGAGAUUUUCGCUAUAUUUCCUAACAUAUAAGAGACAUUAUAUAAUUGCGUGUGUAAAUUAAAAUUUGUGAACCUUUUCACUUGCCAUGCUAUAAGUUGAUAGCAUUUUUUUGUCUGUUUUUGAAUUAGUAUUUUUAUAGAAAUUUAAUCGUAUAAUUAUAUUGAAUAUUGUUAGUAUCACUAGCUUUGGUAUUGUUUUCUAUGCAUGCUGUUUUUCUCAGUCCUUUUUUACGCAUUGUUCAUUCUUCUACACCUGGUAUGAACAACAUACGACCCGCUGGAUGCUAGCGGCCAGCAAAAUAACGAAAUAUUCUUUAUUAUUUUAUUAAUAAUUUCCCCCCUGUCUUAUUAUCUUUCGUUCUCUUCCCCCCAAGUUUUCCAUAAAGUAUUACUAUAUAGCUGCUACUCUCUGUUAUCAGUGUGUGGCCUAUACAUUUACUUUUUUGCUGUUAUUAUUGACUUAUUCCAUUGUCUGUUCUAAUUUCUCAUGUGCAAAAUUUGCCUAUUUAGGCAUAAUAAAAAGUCUUAAGUAACUAAUUAGCACUAUUUGGAGUUUGAAUGAGAAGAAAAAAGGUUUUUUGAGAGAUGUUAACUUUUAAAUCUAUCAAUUGGCACAUUUUUAUAUUUAAGCCUGAAAUUAGGUACACUAAAGAGUUAUUUUAUCAUAAUAAUGGGCCACCAUAACACGGGAAUUCUUUUAUUUUUCUGUGCCAAGGCUUUUCUUACUAGUUUUAACAUUUAAUUAAUUUAAAAGAAUUGUUUCUAUAACUUUUUUAUCUUAUGCCUUUUUCCAGUAAAUGGCCAAAGGAGAUGCACAAGAUCAGAAAAUAAGAAAGCGGAAACUCCAGGAUGAUGUUAAAGAAAAGAUCCAAGAUGCAUCCAAGGCAAGAAAGGCAGAGCAUGGUGCGAGUGGGGAUGCAAAAGUGGAAUCUUCCAAAGAAAUUGAUAAUGUACGAUCCAAGAAUAAAAAGAAGGUAACCUCUUUAUUUGUUUUGAUAAUUUAAUUUUUAGAGACAAAAAAAUAAUAAUAAACUAAUAAUAUCCUCCGAAUAGCAUACUUUUAUUUUGUGAUCUGCAUCAUUUAUUCCUCGAACAACCUUUUUUCUUUUUUUACAAUUCCAGGAAAAGACCAAUAGUAGUCGAUUCAGUCUCUUCGGCUUAAUUUGCGGAAAAAUCAAAUACAUCCUUCUUAUGAUUUUUGUCCCACCAUUUCUGAAUUAUGCCUCGAUACAGAAAGAGAUGGUAGAAUUAAAACCUGAAGGUCAGGAGAUAUUUAAAUAUAAUAGAAUUAAUUUUUUCUUUCAGUAAUAUUAUUCAGAUAAAUGCAAAUUAUUAUUUGAAAUUGUAUAAUUUUCAUAACUCAUUUCAUUGUAUUUUUGUCCUUUUUCUUUUAGGAGAAUUCUAUGACAUAGGAUGGGGUCAAAAGUUAUUUCUAUCAUGCCGUGGCAAGGGACCACCAACAGGUACUGCAUAGAUCAAAUAUUGUUACAAAAAUUGUGAGCACCAGCAGGUACUGCAUAGAUCAAAUAUUGUUACAAAAAUUGUGAGCACCAGCAGGUUAUCACCAAUAGAUCAGAUAUUGCAAGGGGAAAAAAAUGUGUUUUGAACAUUUGAUUCAGUCAGAUACGGUACACAGAAACUUUAUACAUUUACAUCUCUAGUAUAUUUUGAUAUUGAUGAAUGCUAGGCCAUAUCUUUGAUACUGAUGAAUGUUAGGCCAUAUCUUGGAUACUGAUGAAUGCUAGGCCAUAUCUUUGAUACUGAUGAAUGAUAGGCCAUAUCUUUGAUACUGAUGAGUGCUAGGCCAUAUCUUUGAUACUGAUGAGUGCUAGGCCAUAUCUUUGAUACUGAUGAAUGCUAGGCCAUAUCUUUGAUACUGAUGAAUGCUAGGCCAUAUCUUUGAUACUGAUGAAUGCUAGGCCAUAUCUUUGAUACUGAUGAAUGUUAGGCCAUAUCUUUGAUACUGAUGAAUGCUAGGCCAUAUCUUUGAUACUGAUGAAUGCUAGGCCAUAUCUUUGAUACUGAUGAAUGCUAGGCCAUAUCUUUGAUACUGAUGAGUGCUAGGCCAUAUCUUUGAUACUGAUGAGUGCUAGGCCAUAUCUUUGAUACUGAUGAAUGCUAGGCCAUAUCUUUGAUACUGAUAAAUGCUAGGCCAUAUCUUUGCACUUAGUAUCUUUCAGAAAUGGAGACCUAUAAUAAUAAAUGUAAAAGAAUAUCUUUAAUUAUAUUUUGUGUGGUCUCUAAAUGUCCUUUGUAUAAUUUCUGGCAACAAAAAGUCAAAAUACUUAUAGUUCAUAUCAUAUUUAUCGGCGUAUAACACACACUUUUCUCCCUGAAAAUAGGGGGAAAAUGAUGUGUGCGUGUUAUACGCCGAUAUAAUGUUAAGGACCCAUUAGUACAUACCGUAUAGCGGCGCAAAUGGUGCAUCUUAUACGCCAAUAAAUACGGUAAUUACAAUUAAAAUGACUUCAAACCCUCUCCUGCCUAACCUGUUUUAACCAAAGAAAUGCUGUCACACGUACAGCAGUAAAUUUAGCAGAUGAAUGUAUGGUAGUUUAGUUCCUAGUCACCCCGAACAAGUGUCAUAAGUAAAAAUCCACCUGACAUGCCACCCUCUGACAUAAUGAACAUUUGGUUCAGGCACUGUGUGCACUAUCGUCAGCAUUGGGGAUUUGACAUGCCACCCUCUGACAUAAUGAACAUUUGGUUCAGGCACUGUGUGCACUAUUGGCAGCAUUGGGGAUUUGACAUGCCACCCUCUGACAUAAUGAACAUUUGGUUCGGGCACUGUGUGUUCUAUUGGCAGCACUGGGGUUUUGACUGGAUGAUUUUGUAGACAUGCAACGCAUUGCAAUAUCACAUAAGCAUAACAAAUGUACAUAAAAGUAUUUUAAUUUACCUGUUAAAUUUGUCCUAUUUAUUCCCAGUUGUUUUAGAUGCACCAACAGGGAUGAAUUCUGAUGUUUGGACAUUAGUAGUGGACAAGUUAUCUGAGCAUGCCAAUGUAAAGUAAAUAUUUGUUUAAUAGCAUUACACAAAUUGAUAUACCUACAGUUGUGGCUUCACCAAUGUCAACAUUACCGUCUGCCUGGGUUAAAAUAAAAUAAGAUUUGUAGCAGAGUCAUAAUUAUGUGUACAGACACAGAUUCUUACUAUUGGUGACUCCCUUCCCUGACUCAUAGGUAUACACCCUGGUUCAAAGGUAAUCACCCUGUCUCAUAGGUAUACACCCUGGUUCAAAGGUAACCACCCUGACUCAUAGGUAUACACCCUGGUUCAAAGGUAAUCACCCUGUCUCAUAGGUAUACACCCUGGUUCAAAGGUAAUCACCCUGUCUCAUAGGUAUACACCCUGGUUCAAAGGUAACCACCCUGACUCAUAGGUAUACACCCUGGUUCAAAGGUAAUCACCCUGUCUCAUAGGUAUACACCCUGGUUCAAAGGUAAUCACCCUGUCUCAUAGGUAUACACCCUGGUUCAAAGGUAAUCACCCUGUCUCAUAGGUAUACACCCUGGUUCAAAGGUAAUCACCCUGUCUCAUAGGUAUACACCCUGGUUCAAAGGCAACCACCCUUACUCAAAAGUAUACACCCUGGUUCAAAGGCAACCACCCUGACUCAUCGGCAUACACCCUGACUCAUAGGUAUACACUCUGACUCAUAGGUAUACAACCUUGUUCAAAGGUAAACAAUUAAUUACCCAGCUUUAAAAACACAGACAUUUAAACUUAAACCAGUAAUUAAAAUGUUCAAAGCAGCUAUUAAAUGGAACUUACACUGAACAUAGUCACUUGGGGGGGGGGGGGCCUAUGAUCAGGUUGGGUUAAAGGAAAUAAUAAUAUUUAUAGGUCUCCUAAUUUGCUCUUGGCUUGUUUGUAACAUUAUUUUUCCGUACUCAAAAAAAAGUGAAAUUGAGAUCACAGAAUCUAAAUUGUUCACUCUACUGAAACUGCACAAUUUUACAACUCUGUCCAAGAAAAUAAUUCAAUUAAACUCAAAUCCUCUUAGUAGGAGUGUUGAAUAAAAUUCCAACUUAGAGGGAAUGGGUUCAAUUCCAAUCCACUUAGAUACAUAGGAAUGGGUUCAAUGCCAAUCCACUUAGAUACAGAGGAAUGGGUUCAAUACCAAUCCACUUAGAUACAGAGGAAUGGGUUCAAUACCAAUCCACUUAGAUACAUAGGAAUGGGUUCAAUACCAAUCCACUUAGAUACAUAGGAAUGAAUUCAAUACCAAUCCAUUUAGAUACAUAGGAAUGAGUUCAAUACCAAUCCACUUAGAUACAUAGGAAUGGGUUAAUACCAAUCCACUUAGAUACAUAGGAAUGAGUUAAUACCAAUCCACUUAGAUACAUAGGAAUGAGUUAAUACCAAUCCACUUAGAUACAUAGGAAUGAGUUAAUACCAAUCCACUUAGAUACAUAGGAAUGAGUUAAUACCAAUCCACUUAGAUACAUAGGAAUGAGUUAAUACCAAUCCACUUAGAUACAUAGGAAUGAGUUAAUACCAAUCCACUUAGAUACAUAGGAAUGAGUUCAAUACCAAUCCACUUAGAUACAUAGGAAUGAGUUAAUACCAAUCCACUUAGAUACAUAGGAAUGAGUUAAUACCAAUCCACUUAGAUACAUAGGAAUGAGUUAAUACCAAUCCACUUAGAUACAUAGGAAUGAGUUAAUACCAAUCCACUUAGAUACAUAGGAAUGAGUUAAUACCAAUCCACUUAGAUACAUAGGAAUGAGUUAAUACCAAUCCACUUAGAUACAUAGGAAUGAGUUAAUACCAAUCCACUUAGAUACAUAGGAAUGAGUUAAUACCAAUCCACUUAGAUACAUAGGAAUGAGUUAAUACCAAUCCACUUAGAUACAUAGGAAUGAGUUAAUACCAAUCCACUUAGAUACAUAGGAAUGAGUUAAUACCAAUCCACUUAGAUACAUAGGAAUGAGUUAAUACCAAUCCACUUAGAUACAUAGGAAUGAGUUAAUACCAAUCCACUUAGAUACAUAGGAAUGAGUUAAUACCAAUCCACUUAGAUACAUAGGAAUGAGUUAAUACCAAUCCACUUAGAUACAUAGGAAUGAGUUAAUACCAAUCCACUUAGAUACAUAGGAAUGAGUUAAUACCAAUCCACUUAGAUACAUAGGAAUGAGUUAAUACCAAUCCACUUAGAUACAUAGGAAUGAGUUAAUACCAAUCCACUUAGAUACAUAGGAAUGAGUUAAUACCAAUCCACUUAGAUACAUAGGAAUGAGUUAAUACCAAUCCACUUAGAUACAUAGGAAUGAGUUAAUACCAAUCCACUUAGAUACAUAGGAAUGAGUUAAUACCAAUCCACUUAGAUACAUAGGAAUGAGUUAAUACCAAUCCACUUAGAUACAUAGGAAUGAGUUAAUACCAAUCCACUUAGAUACAUAGGAAUGAGUUAAUACCAAUCCACUUAGAUACAUAGGAAUGAGUUAAUACCAAUCCACUUAGAUACAUAGGAAUGAGUUCAAUACCAAUCCACUUAGAUACAUAGGAAUGGGUUCAAUACCAAUCCACUUAGAUACAUAGGAAUGGGUUCAAUACCAAUCCACUUAGAUACAUAGGAAUGGGUUCAAUACCAAUCCACUUAGAUACAUAGGAAUGAAUUCAAUACCAAUCCACUUAGAUACAUAGGAAUGGGUUCAAUACCAAUCCACUUAGAUAAAUAGGAAUGGGUUCAAUACCAAUCCACUUAGAUACAUAGGAAUGGGUUCAAUGCCAAUCCACUUAGAUAUAGAACCAUGAUGCUGUUGGAGACCUAUUUUCAUUAUCAUUUGCAACUUUAUGUUGCCACACAACAGAUAAAAUAUUUUGAGUACCUGUAACGUAAAGUUGGGUUUGAACCCACAGAACUGGCAGGUUGGUUCAGACACCUGGUUCUUAAACAACUUUUUAUUUACCACUCUAGGUGUGCGUGUACGACAGAGCGGGCCUUGGUUUCAGUGAAAGGCCUUUGGUAAGAAUCUUUCCGAACUUAACAUUUUAAAUUGUCGUGCUAAAGCAAGUCUUAAAACAUUUAUAUUUGAAAUGGAAAAUAUAAUUAUAAUGAAAAGUUUGAAUACUUUAUUGACAAUAGAUAUGAUAAGAUCUUAAUUUAACCGAUUUUCAUUCACAGAACAAGUCAGUUCCUGAUUCAGAUCCACAAAAUCAACUAAAUUUUAACUAUUAUGAAAGGUGGAAUCCGUUUACUGUGGAGAGGUAAAGUAUUUUUGAGAGGUGGAAUCCAUUUAACUGUAGAGAGGUAAAGUUUUUACAACAGGAUGAAUCCAUUUCCUGCGGAGAGGUAAAGUAUGUUUUCAUGCAGCUAUAAAAAGCACUGAUAUUGUUCAGUGAAACAUGUGAAUAGCACAAACCCUCUGGACUGAAACAGAAAGUGCUGUUAUCUCCAGGUUAAGCCACAAUCAUGCACAAUAAUUCUAAAGAGGAAGCCAUGUGCACAUUGGAAAGGAUAAGAAGUGAGGAUCUGCUGAAACAUUCUUAAUGAGUUAAUGCAGUUAUUCAAAUGUUUAAGUAUUCUCAAGAUACCUGUACAAAUGUUGCCCUUAUAAGCCACCACUGUUUUGUAAUGGCAGUUGUACCGGUACUGUUUUUAGAAUGGUGGAUGACCUACACAAGCUUAUCACAGGUUGUACUCACUACUGUUUUUAGAAUGGUGGAUGACCUACACAAGCUUAUCACAGGUUGUACUCACUACUGUUUUUAGAAUGGUGGAUGACCUACACAAGCUUAUCACAGGCUGUACUCACUACUGUUUUUAGAAUGGUGGAUGACCUACACAGGCUGUACUCACUACUGUUUUUAGAAUGGUGGAUGACCUACACAAGCUUAUCACAGGUUGUACUCACUACUAUUUUUAGAAUGGUGGAUGACCUACACAAGCUUAUCACAGGUUGUACUCACUACUAUUUUUAGAAUGGUGGAUGACCUACACAAGCUUAUCACAGGUUGUACUCACUACUGUUUUUAGAAUGGUGGAUGACCUACACAGGCCGUACUCACUACUGUUUUUAGAAUGGUGGAUGACCUACACAAGCUUAUCACAGGUUGUACUCACUACUAUUUUUAGAAUGGUGGAUGACCUACACAAGCUUAUCACAGGUUGUACUCACUUCUAUUUUUAGAAUGGUGGAUGACCUACACAAGCUUAUCACAGCCAGCAGUCAGCAGCCUAAUCCUUUAAUCCUUGUUGGAGCAGAAUUGGGGGCUAUCGUUUCACAGUUUUAUGCUCAUCUUUAUGAAAGGUAAUUUGACAUCUUCAUGAAAGGUAAUUUAACAUCUUUAUAUAAGGUAAUUUAACAUCUUUAAGAAAGGUAAUUUAAGAUGUUUGGACACGGGUGACUAAGCGAUAAAUGUAUAUGAUACGAUUUGUGAGAUUUUGCACAUCUUAACAAUAUAAAUAUGCACCACAUAGGAAGAUGCACCACAUAGUUAGGAAGAUGCAACUCAUCAACUUUUUUUACACUGAAUGUGACUUGAUUGCAUUUGUGCUUAUUUUCAGCUUUUGUUAUAGUUUUGGAUUUUUUUUUAUUUUUCUUUUGGAAUCAAUGAAUUGAGAAUGUGUUAAAUUUGCUUUGGACUGAUAUGUCUUGUGUUUGUAUUGUAGGUAGCUGCUUUUAAAAUGGAAUUAUUAGAUAUCUGAUCAUCAUCCAACAUAUAUUCACAUCCACCAUUUUUUAGUAACAAAUUAAGGUAUCAAAAUGACCAACCAAAGACAAAUUAGCCACAGACUUUAUGAUUAUCCGUGACCUUGAAAAAAUCAUUGAACUCUGUUUGGAAAUAACAGCCAAGAGUGUUCAAAAUCCCAAUGUACAAUUAAGUUGACCUCAGCACCUCACAGGUGAUCUCAGCACCUCACAGGUGAUCUCAGCACCUCACAGGUGAUCUCAGCACCUCACAGGUGAUCUCAGCACCUCACAGGUGAUCUCAGCACCUCACAGGUGAUCUCAGCACCUCACAGGUGAUCUCAGCACCUCACAGGUGAUCUCAGCACCUCACAGGUGACCUCAGCACCUCACAGGUGACCUCAGCACCUCACAGUUGACCUCAGCACCUCACAGUUGACCUCAGCACCUCACAGUUGACCUCAGCACCUCACAGUUGAUCUCACCACACAAUGGUUCACCUGCUCACCACACAAUGGUUCACCUAUGCACCACAUCCCAAUGUACAAUUAAGAGCCUCAGCACCUCACAGUUGAUCUCACCACACAAUGGUUCACCUGCUCACCACACAAUGGUUCACCUAUGCACCACAUCCCAAUGUACAAUUAAUAGCCUCAGCACCUCACAGUUGAUCUCACCACACAAUGGUUCACCUGCUCACCACACAAUGGUUCACCUGCUCACCACACAAUGGUUCACCUGCUCACCACACAAUGAUUCACCUAUGCACCACACAAUGGUUCACCUACUCACCACACAACAGUUCACCUGCUCACCACACAAUGGUUCACCUAAUGCUUUGCUUCAGACCAAUUAUAAAAUACAGCAAUAACUCAGACUUUCAAUACUGAAAACAAUUCAUGCAAUGUAAUCAAAACAAAUUUCCAUUUAUUUGGAUCAAUAAAAGAAUCUUAUCUGUCUUAUAAGUAGUGAUUGUUGAUAUUGUAAUAUUCUUAUCUUAUGAGUUGUGAUUUUUACUACGUAAUAGUCUUAAAAGUAAAGUUGAUUUGCAUUAUGCUUAUGUUCCUGCAAUUUUAAAUGUGAGCUAAGAAAUGAAUUGAUUGCAACUCUGUUGUACUUGCUAAGAAAUGAAUUGAUUGUUACUCUGUUGUACUUGCAAAGAAAUAAAUUGAUUGCUACUCUGUUGAACUUGCUAAGAAAUGAAUUGAUUGCUACUCUGUUGUACUUGCUAAGAAAUGAAUUGAUUGCUACUCUGUUGUACUUGCAGUGAUGUUCUGGGCUUGGUGUUGGUGAACCCUUUGUCAGAAGACUUGUUUCAACAGUCGGACAGUGUCUGGCUGCAACACUGGUAAGCUGUCUCUAUAGUCCUAGCACCACUGGUAAGCUGUCUCUAUAGUCCUAGCACCACUGGUAAGCUGUCUCUAUAGUCCUAGCACCACUGAUAAGCUGUCUCUAUAGUCCUAGCACCACUGGUAAGCUGUCUCUAUAGUCCUAUAUGCUUGCUUGACAAUAUUCUUAUUGAAGAUAUCAUUACGUUUUGACCUGUAAGCCUCAAUGUUUCUGAUUAGGUAAAUGUGGUAAGUUUUCUGGGCUUUUUAAGACUACCAUGGAUGUUAGCUGUUUUCUCGUGGCACAAUGCGUCUUUCAUUUGUAAUCUCACUGGUCAGCUCCACUGCCCUGCUAGUACCUGCUUUUACAUAGUCCCAACAAUGCUGCGGUCUAUGAUUUUUUUUUUUAUCUAAACUGCAUGUAGGCUGAGCAACAUAAAAGGAUCUGUAAAGCCAUGUAGGCUGAGCAACUUGGAAUCUGUAAGGCCAUGCUGAGCAACAUGGGAUCUAUAAAGCCAUCUGUAGUUCUCUUUGUUGUCAUGAGUCCUUGAGGUUCCAAUACCUGGCUACCGAACCGGUUUAAAUACAUAAAAGCCAAAAAACAAGAACAACGACCCCUAUGAAGUUGAUUGUUGCCGUAAAGAUUCCUCUUAUGCUCUAGGCAUGCUCUGGACAUUUUUUUUUAAAUACAGAUUUUUAGUGGACUAAAAUGACCAAAGUCCGAAAUAAUGCAAAAGCAUUUGUUUGUUUCGGUAGGAUAUUUUUGAUUUGUAAUGUGAUGUUUUGUUAUCUGUGUUUAGCACUACUUUGAUUAUGUGCUAUUUUAUUUUUACUGCAAAUGAUGCACACCCAACAAGAAUAUUGAUACUUAAGACAAUUGAACUUUUAAAUAAACACACAUUUAAGCAUCAUUUGUUUACAUCAAUCAAACACAUCCACCUACCCCCCACCCCGUAGUGAAACACAGGUGUCAUUUUCUAGUUUGGUUCUAUAGUGACACUUCAUUUACUGGUCUAGGCUCUGCACAUCAUAACCGUAUUAAUAGAUACUAUCUUAUCUGUUUUGAAUUAAAGUUAGAUAGAGCCAAGAUAAAUUUAAAAUUUAUAGCAAAUUUGAAAUUUCACAACAGGUAAAUUCUUGAUGGUGCCAAGGCGACCUGGAGCCUCUGUAUUUUUAUUUUUACUCUUUCUUUUUUUUUUUUUUUUUUUUUUUUUUUUUUUUUUUUUUUUUUUUUUUUUUUUUUUUUUUUUUUUUUUUUUUUUUUUUUUGUUUUUUUUUUUUUUUUUUUUUUUUUUUUUUUUUUUUUUUUUUUUUUUUUUUUUUUUUUUUUUUUUUUUUUUUUUUUUUUUUUUUUUUUUUUUUUUUCAAAAUCUGUCAGUAUGGAUAAUUUCUCUUUCAUUCAGUUUUUAUUAUUUUCACUUGUACUAGGUUUGGAAGCCUGAGCCCAACAUAUCAAACUCUUCAGUUAGGUGCAGCUUUGGGUAUCACAAGACUUGGCCUGCUACUUGGCGUUCUGAAGCAACCCAUCGUUGGCGAUUCUGUACCAAAUAAUGUCAUCCUCAGACAGGUAUGCAGAGUUUUAGGCCCAGCAAGAAUACACCACAUAAUGUCAUUUUGAAUAGGUUUUUUAAAAAGGUUUUUUUUGGGCUAUUUUUAUUUAAAGUAGAAGUAUGUAGCAUUGUAUUAAAAAUCUAUGGUUUAUCAUCUUAAUAGAAUACGAGCCCUAACAGGUCAUUCUUUUUUUGAAUGAUGCAGUUAUGCUGUUAAUGCAGUUUGAGGCUGCCUAGUGUCUAUUUAGCUUUGUUCCUGUUUAACCUGUUUAACCUGUUUGUUCCUGUUUAACCUGUUUGUUCCUGUUUAACCUGUUUGUUGCUGUUUAACCUGUUUGUUCCUGUUUAACCUGUUUGUUCCUGUUUAACCUGUUUGUUCCUGUUUAACCCGUUUGUUCCUGUUUAACCCGUUUGUUCCUGUUUAACCCGUUUGUUCCUGUUUAACCUGUUUGUUCCUGUUUAACCUGUUUGUUCCUAUUUAACCUGUUUGUUCCUAUUUAACCCGUUUGUUCCUGUUUAACCUGUUUGUUCCUAUUUAACCUGUUUGUUCCUGUUUAACCUGUUUGUUCCUAUUUAACCUGUUUGUUCCUAUUUAACCUGUUUGUUCCUGUUUAACCUGUUUGUUCCUGUUUAACCUGUUUGUUCCUUCCUGUUUGUUCCUAUUUAACCUGUUUGUUCCUGUUUAACCUGUUUGUUCCUAUUUAACCUGUUUGUUCCUAUUUAACCUGUUUGUUCCUGUUUAACCUGUUUGUUCCUGUUUAACCUGUUUGUUCCUAUUUAACCUGUUUGUUCCUAUUUAACCUGUUUGUUCCUGUUUAACCUGUUUGUUCCUGUUUAACCUGUUUGUUCCUGUUUAACCUGUUUGUUCCUGUUUAACCCGUUUGUUCCUGUUUAACCCGUUUGUUCCUGUUUAACCUGUUUGUUCCUAUUUAACCUGUUUGUUCCUAUUUAACCCGUUUGUUCCUGUUUAACCUGUUUGUUCCUGUUUAACCUGCUUGUUCCUGUUUAACCUGUUUGUUCCUAUUUAACCUGUUUGUUCCUGUUUAACCUGUUUGUUCCUGUUUAACCUGUUUGUUCCUAUUUAACCUGUUUGUUCCUGUUUAACCUGUUUGUUCCUAUUUAACCUGUUUGUUCCUAUUUAACCUGUUUGUUCCUGUUUAACCUGUUUGUUCCUGUUUAACCUGUUUGUUCCUGUUUAACCUGUUUGUUCCUAUUUAACCUGUUUGUUCCUAUUUAACCUGUUUGUUCCUAUUUAACCUGUUUGUUCCUGUUUAACCUGUUUGUUCCUAUUUAACCUGUUUGUUCCUGUUUAACCUGUUUUUUCCUGUUUAACCUGUUUGUUCCUAUUUAACCUGUUUGUUCCUGUUUAACCUGUUUGUUCCUAUUUAACCUGUUUGUUCCUGUUUAACCUGUUUGUUCCUGUUUAACCUGUUUGUUCCUAUUUAACCUGUUUGUUCCUAUUUAACCUGUUUGUUCCUGUUUAACCUGUUUGUUCCUGUUUAACCUGUUUGUUUCUGAUUUCAGAAAUACCUAAUGUGCCACCCUCGUCAUCUCAGUUCAGUUGUAGAUGAGCAUUAUUUUAUUAAUGAGACUUUUUCUCAAAUGAGGUAUUCAGAAUUUUUAAUUUUUUUUGUUUCUUCUUAUUUUUAAAAUGAUCUUCUUCUUUAUAUUAAGGGGCCAAGAUCAAUUUAUUGAUCAUUCUGGCUCCUAUGCAUUGAGAGGGGACUUGCAAUGUUUCUGUGCCAGGGCUUGUCGAAGAUAUUUCACUGGUUGCAAGGGCUACUUAGUGAUGGUAUCAUGCACUGAGGGUUUGAAGGCUUGAGGCAAUAGACACAAAUGUGUUAAGUUUAGUCGCCUCAACUGUUCCUUUUGAAGCUUAUUCCAGUCCCUGAUUGUCUUUGGCAGGAAUGAGCAGUUCCUAUACUGGCUACUUACUGGUAUGAGCCGGAACUGCCUGUCAUGGCCUCGUCGCUGUCAAUGGGGGAGAGGGACGAGUUUCUGUUUAAUGCUGGAGCAGUGGACCAGUCCAUUAUUUAUCUUGUACAUCAUGGAGAACCUGGAAAGUUGUCAUCAUUCCUCCAACGGUGAUCAGCCCAGUGUUUCCAGCAUGCUGCCAACACUAGAGGUGUUCCUUUAGCGGUUCAGGACAAAGCGUCAUUGGACCGUCUCCAACCUGUCGAUGCUCUUUUUGUUAAAUGGGUCCCAGACUGAAGAUGCAUAAUCUAAAAGCAGCCGGACAAAGGCUUUAUAGGCUCUUUCUUUCACACCGGAGUUGCCGAUCUUUACAUUACGCCUUGAGAACCCUAGGGUUUUGUUUGCCUGGUUGCACACAUUGUUAAUAUGCUCGUCCCAGCGGACGUAUCUUUGAAUGGUAACACCCAGGUAUCUUACGGAGGAAACUGGCUCAAGCAUAUGACCAUGCAGUUGGUAAUGGUGGUGUACUUUGCUUUAUGUGGAGAAAAGGUCAUGCUGCUGACAAUUGGAUUGAAUCUCAUUUUUUUAAUUUAAUGAUGGCAUGAGGGAUCAUUCCCCUUUAAUAAUCAGUUAUUUUUUUUGCUGUUAUUUACAUUGUGAUUUUCUAAUGUAGGCAUUAAAAUAUGAAAUGGGAAAUGCUCCAAAUAGCUAAUGUUAGGAACACAACUAAACUUUAGGAAUAUAACUAAUGUUACGAAUACAACUAAUGUUAGAAACACAACUAAACUUUAGGAAUAUAACUAAUGUUACAAAUACAACUAAUGUUAGGAACACAACUAAACUUUAGGAAUAUAACUAAUGUUACGAAUACAACUAAUGUUAGGAACACAACUAAACUUUAGGAAUAUAACUAAUGUUACAAAUACAACUAAUGUUAGGAACACAACUAAACUUUAGGAAUAUAACUAAUGUUACAAAUACAACUAAUGUUAGGAACACAACUAAACAUUAGGAAUACAACUUAUGUUAGGAAUGCAGCUAAUGUUAAAAAUGCAACCUAUAUUACGAAUACAACUAAUGUUAGGAACACAACUAAACUUUAGGAAUAUAACUAAUGUUACAAAUACAACUAAUGUUAGGAACACAACUAAACUUUAGGAAUAUAACUAAUGUUACGAAUACAACUAAUGUUAGGAACACAACUAAACUUUAGGAAUAUAACUAAUGUUACGAAUACAACUAAUGUUAGGAACACAACUAAACAUUAGGAAUACAACUUAUGUUAGGAAUGCAGCUAAUGUUAAAAAUGCAACCUAUAUUAGGAAUACAACUUAUGUUAGGAAUACAACUAUGUUGGUUUCAGUGGCUCUAAUUUUUUAAAAACAUUAAACAAUUUUAUUCUAUCAAAUAAUUUGAUCCAUUUACUUAACACUUUGAACCAGGUAUCCCGUUCUAUCUGUGUGUUAAACAUCCAUAGCGCGCCUGACCGAUAUUUUGAUCUCUCAGGUUGAUAAUCAUGUGAAUGAUUCAAGGUCUAACCCUAGUCCUAUCCCUGGUUUUUAUGAAAAUCAGGGCAUCAUUGACCAUCCACACUAUGCCAUUCUACAUGACCAUCCACACUAUGCCAUUCUACAUGACCGUCCACACUUUGCCAUUCUACAUGACCGUCCACACUUUGCCAUUCUACAUGACCGUCUACACUUUGCUAUUCUACAUGACCAUCCACACUAUGCCAUUCUACAUGACCGUCCACACUAUGCCAUUCUACAUGACCGUCCAGACUAUGCUAUUCUACAUGACCGUCCACACUGUGCUAUUCUACAUGACUGUCCACACUAUGCCAUUCUACAUGACCAUCCACACUAUGCCAUUCUACAUGACCGUCCAGACUAUGCCAUUCUACAUGACCGUCCACACUUUGCCAUUCUACAUGACCGUCCAUACUAUGCCAUUCUACAUGACCGUCCAGACUAUGCCAUUCUACAUGACCGUCCACACUUUGCCAUUCUACAUGACCGUCCAUACUAUGCCAUUCUAUAUGACCGUCCACACUAUGCUAUUCUACAUGACCAUCCACACUAUGCCAUUCUACAUGACCGUCCACACUAUGCCAUUCUACAUGACCGUCCACACUAUGCCAUUCUACAUGACCGUCCACACUAUGCCAUUCUACAUGACCGUCCACACUAUGCCAUUCUACAUGACCGUCCACACUAUGCCAUUCUACAUGACCGUCCACACUAUGCCAUUCUACAUGACCGUCCACACUAUGCCAUUCUACAUGACCGUCCACACUAUGCCAUUCUACAUGACCGUCCACACUAUGCCAUUCUACAUGACCGUCCACACUAUGCCAUUCUACAUGACCGUCCACACUAUGCCAUUCUACAUGACCGUCCACACUAUGCCAUUCUACAUGACCGUCCACACUAUGCCAUUCUACAUGACCGUCCACACUAUGCCAUUCUACAUGACCGUCCACACUAUGCCAUUCUACAUGACCGUCCACACUAUGCCAUUCUACAUGACCGUCCACACUAUGCCAUUCUACAUGACCGUCCACACUAUGCCAUUCUACAUGACCGUCCACACUUUGCCAUUCUACAUGACCGUCUACACUUUGCUAUUCUACAUGACCAUCCACACUAUGCCAUUCUACAUGACCGUCCACACUAUGCCAUUCUACAUGACCGUCCAGACUAUGCUAUUCUACAUGACCAUCCACACUGUGCUAUUCUACAUGACUGUCCACACUAUGCCAUUCUACAUGACCGUCCACACUAUGCCAGUCUACAUGAACGUCCACACUUUGCUAUUCUACAAGAACGUCCACACUUUGCCAUUCUACAUGACCGUCCACACUAUGCCAUUCUACAUGACCGUCCACACUUUGCUAUUCUACAUGACCGUCCACACUAUGCCAUUCUACAUCACCGUCAACACUAUGCCAUUCUACAUGACUGUCCACACUAUGCCAUUCUACAUGACCGUCCACACUUUGCCAUUCUACAUGACCGUCCAUACUAUGCCAUUCUAUAUGACCGUCCACACUAUGCUAUUCUACAUGACCAUCCACACUAUGCCAUUCUACGUGACCGUCCACACUAUGCCAUUCUAUAUGACCGUCCACACUAUGCCACUCUACAUGACCGUCCACACUUUGCUAUACUGCAUGACAGUCAACACUAUGCCAUUCUACAUGACUGCCCACACUUUGCUAUUCUACACCAAUUCUAAGACAGGUUUCUCCCCGUUAUAACACAUUAUAAUAGUAAUCUACUGCUAAAAGACAAAUUUAAAUAGUAUGAACUCAUAAAUAAAAUUUACAUAAUUUUAUAAUCAUGGAAUUUUAUUUGCUUGCACGUCUGCUUGUGUAAAUUUACCCCGUGAGCCCAGGGGCUUGGGUAUUUAAGGACCAGGAGCCCAGGGGCUUGGGUAUUUAAGGACCAGGAGCCAAGGGUUCAAAGUGUUCAAACUACAGCAUAGCUUUAGUCAGAUACUGCUGGGUAAACAUCCAUUUUUAGUUGAUCUUGUCUAAGAGCUGCAUCACAGGAGCAGACCUUGUUAGGAGCAGACUUUGUAAGGGGCAGACAUUGUUAGGAGCAGACGUUGUUAGGGGCAGGCGUUGUUAUGGGCAGACGUGGUAAGGGGCAGACAUUGUUAGGAGCAGAUUUUAGCUCUUGUAUUAAUGCUUACUAAUUUUUAAAGCUUUUUUUUAAUUAAGAUAUAUUUAAGAUGUAUUUGUUAAUCUUUGUUAAUGUUAACUAUAGUUGACACUAGCAGCAUUUUUAGUUAAGCAUGAGAUAUGCCAAGUGGCUCAUUAUAAAAUAUGACUUUUAAAUGAUGCAGUUAUUCCUUUAUCAUAUAAAAUUAGAUAAAAUAAUAAUAACUUCUUUAUACUAAUAUCUUUAUUUAACUUAAGUGUAUCUAAAUUAACCUCAUAGUCAUAGACAAAUUCUGUAUUUUAAUAAAAAUUGUAAUACAGAAUUUUUUUCAUGAGGUUUAUUUCAACAUUAUCCAAGGAUGGCCAAAAUGAUUCUCUUUGAAUGACAGUCGACCAGCAUGAGUAAUUAUGUUAGCAUACUUUAGAUGACUGCACAUAAAUGUCAAUACGCACCCACGUAAAUGUCAAUAUGCACCCACAUAAAUGUCAAUAUACACCCAUGUCUGCAUUAAUAAUCUGUUUUAUUUAACAGGACAUUAAGAAAAAUAAAAUCCUUGGCGUCCAGCAUUACCGUCUCUGUACUGACAGGAAAUUAUUAUGAUGAGCAGAUGCCGAGUCAUUUGAAUAAAGUGAGCCCUUAAGUUAUAACUAUUGAUUUAAAUGGGAAUUUUUUUUACUUAGUUACACCUUAUAGUUUCCCCUGUCCAAAAGACUUUUUGUGCGAUAAAAUAACCGAGUUGAGAAAACAUCAGUUUAUUUAUUUAGUUCACACCGUCUUUAAUUAUAAUAAUAAGUGCUUAUUUUGGGAACAAAAAAAAGUCAGAAAGAUAAUGACCAUAAUUGAACCAAAAUGUUCUUGUUUCAAAUGCUCAUCAUUUUUUAAAUGAUUUUACUUCCUUGGUUUGGUUUGUUUAUUUAAAGCCAGAGAAACAAUCAGUGAUAAAAUUUACAUUCAAUUACAUCCACCUUUCGUUAAAAAUAGUUAUAAUAAUACUAAUUCUACUUUACAGAACAUAGCCCUAAUUGUUUUUGACGUUGUAAUUAUUUUAUUUUGCAAAAUAAUGAUAAUAUGUGUAUCGGCGAGCUAUGGAAAAAGAUUUAGCCUCAUACUUAUUGCUGUAAGGAUUAAUGAAAAUAAGCAUUAAGAAAGUGGUGACUCAAAGUGUUGCAGAAAUAAGAUCAUCUUUAUUUUGUAUAUCAACUACAGGCCUGGGCAAGGGCAGAGCAGAGCCUGUUGUCAAAGUUCCCGUCCAAUGUUCAACAUUCCGUUGUCAAUGGGGCAGACCGCCACAUGAUGUACAGAAAACCAGAGCCCAUUGUUGAAGCGGUGCUUAAAAUUAUAAGAAAGUGGAAAAGGACAAAAAUUAUUAGUGGCACUCAGGCAGCAUGAUGAAAUGCUGUAGGUCAAAGGUCAUAAGUGUGUUCAUGUACAGUGUGUUGAGGCAGAAUGAGAAAGUGACAGUAGUGUGUUAUCAAGAGUUGUGUGUGAAUAAUACAUUGACAUUUAUAAAUGUAACUGCUGGUGGUAUUUCUUUUGUUUAAAAAUGUGUUAUUUUUUUUAAAAAAAAGAGUUUCAAAUAUUGUUCCUGUUUUAAUAUCUCAGUGUUAACAAAUAUCUUUUGCAAUUAUUAAUAACUUUACUGGAGUAGGUUUAAGUUGUACUGAAAUGUUUGCAUUCCUUUUUUUUGUGAUGCAUUUAUUCUGUUACCGUUAUUUGGGGGUUGUAAAUUACUGUCAAUCAAAAUUGUGUUUAAGUUAUAAUUUAAGUCAAAGUGUUAG
Messenger RNA from Lymnaea stagnalis (great pond snail), 24328 nucleotides. NCBI's taxonomy places the organism in Eukaryota, Metazoa, Mollusca, Gastropoda, Lymnaeidae. The record is from the annotation of a GenBank genome assembly.